Molecule: messenger RNA, 1577 nt
Organism: Topomyia yanbarensis
Lineage: Eukaryota; Metazoa; Arthropoda; Insecta; Diptera; Culicidae
Product: BTB/POZ domain-containing protein 19-like
Exons: 2
Coding region: 162-1358 (398 amino acids)
Biological process (GO): neurogenesis
Cellular component (GO): cytosol
Molecular function (GO): protein binding
Source: RefSeq, a predicted model, not a curated record
UUACUACCGCCCUCCUCUUAAGCUCAGAUGCGGUUUGUUUUCAUCGUUUUCAUCCCAAUUCAAUCGUCAAAACGGCACAAUACCAACACAAUUGGAUAUGUCUAUAGACAGCGGUUUUGGCUUGCAAUAAGCAUCCACAGUGCGCGAAUAGACGAAUAAACAUGUCCAAUAAUCAUCAGCUAUUCAACGUAUCAAAAGUAAAUGGGAAUGGAGAUAGUCAGCAAAACGAACAAUCACAGCCGAUGAUGGAUUUCGUCGGAAAAACUGCCGAUUGCAGGGAGCACAUGGUCAACAACAAGUUCAUGUCGGACGUUGUUUUCAUCGUGGGAGAAGAAAAGCAACGAAUUUAUGGUCACAAAAUGUUCCUGAUUACAGCUUCGAAAUACUUUUUCACCAUGUUCACCGGUGGAUUUAAGGAGUCUGGCGCGUCGGAGGUUACGCUGGAAGAUACGGAUCCGAUCAUCUUUUUGGAAAUCCUACGCUUCGUUUAUGCCCACAGAGUGACCAUUACGCUUGAAAACGUCCACGACAUUUGCGUUGUUUGUGAAAAGUACAUGUUCGUGGAUAUUUUGGAGCACGCUUCCAAGUUUUUGGUUAAAAGUAUCACCGAAGAAACUGUCUUAAAGAUAUUGAAACUAAAUCGACGGUUUUAUUUUGAGAAUGUUGAUGAGCGCUGUUUGGACGUAAUUACGGAAAACGCCAUGUUUUACUUUAAACAUGAAGAUAUUAGCUUGCUUGAUCGCGAUUCGUUGGAAUUGAUUGUCAGAGCAAAACGUAUUAACUGCUCAAAUGCUGAAAUAUUGAACAUGUUGAAUGAUUGGCAGGAAAGCGACGAGGUGGAUGUAGCUGAAAUGAAGGCUAAGCAGGUGGCUGAGUUGAAGACAGUUUUAGAUAAUACCCCUCGAUCGUUGCGGUGCAAUACAUUACGUGUUUUUGGAAACUUUAAUCGGGAGAAAAUCUGUAACUCUACAGCUAGAUGUAUUGGUUCAAACAUUACCUACAGAUUUACAGUAACAUCGAAAAAUCCAAUUUUUUUGGUCGGCAUCGGAGUGUACGUCGAAUUACCCCAAAAAAAGUUGAUCACUGCGAAUUUAGUAACUUAUAGGGCUAAGGUUGCUGACGUUCUCGGGUCCUGCGACUUUUCCGCAGAAGAUACAGCAACAAUCAACAUAGCUAAUAUAUAUUUCCCAAUAACUAAACUGGUUCCUCACCAACAUUAUGCAAUAUAUCUCGAAGGGUUGCAGAAUUAUUUUCAUUUAGAAAAACCGAUGAUUCAUCACGAGAGCAUUGUUCUAACUAUCGAUGAGGAAUAUUGUCCCAUUGCCUAUUUUCUCUAUUUGGAAAACGUUAAUAUGUGAUUUUGUCUCACAGUUAUCUUUAGUUCUAUCUGUAAAAAUCUAUAUGGUUUAUUCUUUAUACGGUUAUUGACAAUUAAUUAGAAGUUAUUUAGAAGUAAUGCGCUUUUUUUUCCUAACAGAUUUGAAAUAAGCUCAACAAUAUCUUGGGUUCUCAGCAAACACGGAGAAAUUGCUUGUUUUUUUACAUCGAAAAUAAAAUCAUUUCAAUUUGUAUUACAA